UUCACUUGUACUUCAAACCUAUCAGUUUCUUGUCACAUUCUAACUGGAAAUAACUCAAUUAACAUGAAAUUCGUCUUCGCCUUCGCUUUGAUUAUUGCUGCUUUGGCUUGCAUCAAUGCAGAUUGUGAUCCUGAUGGCAAUGGACAACCUGACUGCACUGGAGUAACUGCUCGUACGGUAUACCGUAACUUCUGGGAUCCUACACGUUACUGGGUUUGCUCCUCAGGUCAACUUUCCAGCGAAAAUUGUCCUAUAAAUACAGGAUUUUUAACAAUAGGCGGAUGCGUUGACUGGAGCAAAUGGGAUUGGGUUGCCCCAUGUCCCGCUGCCUAAUACAGAAUAAUAUUCGAGCAAAUUUGAAGUGAUUUAAAAACAAUAAUAAAAGUGUGAAACUAUAUGCAAAAAAGUU
Molecule: messenger RNA, 409 nt
Organism: Teleopsis dalmanni
Lineage: Eukaryota; Metazoa; Arthropoda; Insecta; Diptera; Diopsidae
Exons: 2
Coding region: 64-333 (89 amino acids)
Molecular function (GO): chitin binding
Source: RefSeq, a predicted model, not a curated record